Populus nigra (black poplar) is the source of this 2051-nucleotide messenger RNA. Its product is annotated as DEAD-box ATP-dependent RNA helicase 36. Bases 222 to 1712 code for a protein of 496 amino acids. The record is from RefSeq and is a predicted model, not a curated record. The transcript has 6 exons. Gene Ontology annotation, molecular function: nucleic acid binding; ATP binding; RNA helicase activity. NCBI's taxonomy places the organism in Eukaryota, Viridiplantae, Streptophyta, Magnoliopsida, Malpighiales, Salicaceae.
UGUGCGUGUAUUUUAUUCCUAUUCGUCCUCUUGGAAAAGAAGGGAAGGACUGUUUCGUUGCUGUUUACCGGGGAAGAAAAUCAGGGUUGCAAAACGAGGCGGUUAUAUUUGUAGGACCAGUGAAAAAAGAAGCUGAAGCUGGUUGUUAACGCUGGUGGGUGCAUUCUAAUCAUUAACAGCUUGCUGUAAGAAACAGCGCCCUCUCAAAGACAAGAGCCAAGAUGGAGGAGCAGCAACAAGAAAAAACACAUGUAGUUGACAGCAACUUCCCACUCUUCUCUAAAACCCCUAAACGCCCCAAACUCCAGAAAACCCAAAACCCUGAUGAAAGCCCUGAAAUCCCCAAACUCGAAAAAGAAGCCUCCUCAAACCCUAGUAACCCCGACUCCGCCGCCGCCAAAACCACUUUGUUUUCUGACCUUGGCCUCUCUGAAUGGGCACUUCAAACCUGCAAAGAACUUGGUAUGAAGAACCCAACACAAGUACAAUCCCACUGCAUCCCCAAAAUCCUCUCAGGCCGGGAUGUUUUAGGCCUGGCCCAAACUGGGAGCGGCAAGACGGCAGCUUUUGCUUUGCCGAUCCUCCACCGCUUAGCUGAAGACCCAUUUGGGGUUUUUGCUCUUGUGAUAACACCAACCAGAGAAUUGGCUUACCAAUUGGCAGAGCAGUUUCGUGCUUUCGGUUCUUGUUUGCAUUUGAGGUGUGCUGUUGUUGUUGGGGGUAUGGAUUUGUUGACUCAAGCUAAAACCUUGAUGGGGAGACCCCAUGUUGUUAUUGCUACGCCGGGAAGAAUUAAGGUUCUGUUGGAGAAUCCUGAUAUUUCUCCUGUUUUCUCUCGAUCCAGGUUUCUAGUUUUGGAUGAAGCUGAUAGGUUGAUUGAUGUUGGAUUUCAAGAGGAAUUAAGAGUGGUGUUCAAGUGCUUGCCGAAAAGUAGGCAAACUUUGCUUUUUUCUGCCACAAUGACAAGUGAAUUGCAAACGUUGCUUGAGCUUUCUGAAAAUAAGGCUUACUUUUAUGAGGAAUAUGAGGGUUUCAAGACGGUUGACACUCUUAACCAGCAGUAUAUUCAGAUGCCCAAGAAUGUGAAGGAGGUUUAUCUUGUUUACAUUUUGUCCAAAAUGGAAGAAAUGGGAAUUCGAUCUGCCAUAAUAUUUGUCUCUGCCUGCAGCACUUGUCGCCUUUUGAGUUCAUUACUGAAAGAGCUUGAUCAUGAACCUGCAACAUUGUACUCACUUGAAUCCCAGUCGUCUAGGCUUGCUUCAUUACAUCGGUUCAAAUCAGGACAAGCUUCUAUAUUAAUUGCUACCGAUCUUGCUAGUCGUGGUUUGGACAUUCCUACUGUUGAUCUUGUUAUCAAUUAUGAUCUUCCAAGGGAUCCUACAGAUUAUGUUCAUCGUGUAGGGCGUACUGCAAGAGCAGGCAGGGAAGGGCUGGCUGUGAGUUUAGUUUCUCAGCAUGAUGGAAAACUCAUGAAAGCUAUAGAAGCUGAAGUCGGAAAACAGUUCGAGAAAUUCGAGUAUAAAGAGAAUGAGGUCCUUUCCGAUAUUACAAAGGUUUACAAGGCUAGACGCGUCGCAAAAAUGAAGAUGAUGGAUGACGGCUUUGAUGAGCUAGUAAAAGAACGGAGAAAACAGAAACAGAAAUCCCUAGCAGAGAAGGGAUUGUUGAGGAAUAAAAAGAGAAAGAGGAAAAGUAAGGAUAUGUUGAGCUGAUGGUGGAUUACGUGUUGUGCCUCUUCUAAUCCCGCUGCAUUUUGCGAGCAGCAACUUUGUUGUGAAGUCAAGGCUGCCUUCCUCUAGAACAUUUCUUCAAUUUUAUUAUAGGUGAGAGAUUCUUUUCUUUGCAUGUUUUGAGCUCAUGGAAAUUAUGACCAGGACUAGGAGUAGUAUCCCUUGGAUAAAUUUGUGCAUGUCAAUUUACGCCCCCGUAAAUGACUAGGCAUCCAUGUGUCUGGCUAUUUUGAUCGAGUCUAUUUUAUAUGUUUAUUUAUAUUUGUAUUCACUAUUCAGUAAACUGCUAAAUAUUAAUUAUAUAUCUUUCUUGUAUCAGAA